UCUUGAUUUAUACUUAAGUUCAGAAUCUACUUAUUUCCCUUUUAUAGAAUCCAGUCCUUCGAUUUGGAGUUUGGGUGAGUGGAACUCAGAUGGACUCCGCAGCAUCCUUACGAUGCUACUAGUAAGGAAAUAUUCUUUAUGAGUAUGAUUGUACUCAUUUUUACAGUUUUAGCUGCUGGUCUGAAAAUCUUGAAAAGUAAACUAGGUUUUUGAUCUAAAAAGAAGAUUUUAACCAAGAUUUCAACUGAGGUUGGUUCGGUAUGGUUUAUUGAUGUGCUUUAUAUGGGAGAUUGGCAAAGAGAUGCUUCUCAGUUUUAUAUUUUACUGGAGACAUUGAGCAUCCAGUUGGUGUAGGAAGUAAUUAUAGGGUGGUGGAUGGCUAGGUUUCUAGACAAACACACCUAAGUUUGUUAAGAACACCCUUUCAAUUUGUGUGUGUGCAUUGGGGGGGGGGAUCUCAUGGCUGCGGAUAAUCGCAUGUACUUUGUUAACUUUAAUGACAAAAAGUUUACAAGUAUAUAUUGACAUUUGAACUCCUAUGUAAGUUAAAAUAUUUUAAAAUAGAAAUUCUGUCAUAAACUGAUGCCUGGAAUACAUUUGCAUAGCUAGUUCUAGAUGUGCAUCUCUCGCUGUUGAAGUAUUAUUAUAGUACCUUGUUGUUCUGUUUUUCAUUUUCCAUUAACUUGGUUUUAUCGUACAAUUAAGUUGAUGAAAUGAAUCUUCAAGCCCUUAAAUUUUAGCAAGAGGUCAUAAACCUAUCUAUUGAUAGGUCUGGUUUGCCUAUUUGAAGAUUCAGCUAUUGAAAAUAAAGCUUGUUAUAAAAUAACUUUUGGUUAUCAGUUGUUUUGUUGGCUGUUUUGAGGUAUCUACCAUAGGCUGCUGAAUUUUGUGACCCUCUCAUGAUAUUUGACUCUAACUAAGUGUUGUUGAUGCAUGGUGUGUCGGUGAUGUUGGGUUGCAAAAUUGUCCGGGUUCUAUGCAGUGCUUGCUGGGCUUGCAUUUAUGUUUUCAGCGAGCAUUUUACUGCAAAUCCUGGCUUGUGCAAUAUACAACAACUGGUGGCCAAUGUUAACAGCUCUUAUGUAUGUUCUAGUGCCCAUGCCAUGUUUGUUCUUUGGAGGUGGCUCCACCCAUUUCUUAACCAGUAGGGAUGGCGGGGGCUGGAUAGAUGCUGCAAAGUUCCUUACAGGGGCAUCUGCUGUUGGGAGCAUUGCCAUUCCUGCAAUCCUGAGGCACGCCAAUUUGAUAGAGACAGGUGCCAUGUUCAUUGAGUUCACUUCUUUCUUCAUCCUUGUCUGCACUGUCAUGUGUUUUCACCGGGUUAGUCUUGAAGAUGAUUGGUGAUUAUCUACCUUAUGCAAGAAAGCAUGCAACUUCUGUGCGAUCAAUCGGCAAAGCUGUGUAAGGCCUACACAAGAAAUUUCAAAGAAAAUAUAGUUUUCUUUUUCUUUUUAGAAAGGGCGGCGGUAUGUUCAUGAUAGAGAAACUUUAGGCUCUCCAAAUUGCCAUAUAAGCAGGAUAUAAAAAUACGUAAUUCACUGAUAGGUAUAUUCAUUCAGGAAGAUGAUUUACACCAUCGGGCUUAAUGCUUAUCGCCCUGCAAGUGCAUUAUACGUGUGUUGAUGUAUGUGCUGAUCAUUUUUCCUUUUGGUUUCAUCCCUAACAUGACCCAGUACACUUAAGCAAUGGUAUCCAAGUCAAUAGAUAUGUCUUGUUUUUUA
Molecule: messenger RNA, 1721 nt
Organism: Macadamia integrifolia
Lineage: Eukaryota; Viridiplantae; Streptophyta; Magnoliopsida; Proteales; Proteaceae
Product: vacuolar protein sorting-associated protein 55 homolog
Exons: 5
Coding region: 1003-1344 (113 amino acids)
Biological process (GO): late endosome to vacuole transport via multivesicular body sorting pathway
Cellular component (GO): endosome
Source: RefSeq, a predicted model, not a curated record